GAUCACAUCACUUCAUUGGAUCCAACCAAAGGAAACAUAAGGACACGUGGAUAAAGUCUCAACGUUUGUGCUUUGCUAGCUUUAGUGAACAUGUGACCGAUGCUAGGACACAGAUUAUUUUAUCUAGUACAGUUCUCGGUUCGAAGAAAGGUUAACCCGAUAGUGAGUUCUGUCUGUUUGAUUCCAUAGAUAUCAAACAUGGGCGACAUGUUGAGAUUUAAUUUGAUGCUUGCUGCUUUACUUGUAUGCCUUCCAUCUUUUUUAUUGGAGUCAGUACUACACGAUGAAUCAACGAUGUUUGGAAAUUUGAAGUAUGAUUCCCUGCCGGACCACGUGAAAGAAGUCUUGCGUGAAAGUAGAGCCUCUGGGGAUGAAUCAGCUCAUUGGUGUUGUAAGAUCAAUCCAACCAAAACCAUAGUGGAUUCACGAACCGUGUCUGUGACAGUAGUCGUUCCAGUAAGACACACCCAUUCUAAAAGUUGUGGGUUUUUAUGGACUAAAAGAUGCACCUCGACCUCUUACACGACUGGGUACAGGAGAGCGUACAAGGCGACCUACACCAGCAGACUGGUACCCACCACCUGUCCAGAUGAACAUCUAGUGUGUUGUAAGGACUUCAUCAAAGUCGCGGAUCAGUGCUUGCCUCAAAAUCGACUCACUGACAUUAAGGAUGACUUGCUGAAGUUGCACGACGCAGGAAUAGUUAUUGGGUAAACUCCAAGAUAUCAACUGAUUAAAUAAACAUAUUGAACUGUUAA
Molecule: messenger RNA, 758 nt
Organism: Pecten maximus
Lineage: Eukaryota; Metazoa; Mollusca; Bivalvia; Pectinida; Pectinidae
Exons: 4
Coding region: 199-714 (171 amino acids)
Source: RefSeq, a predicted model, not a curated record